AUGGCUUCGCAACAGCGCCGUAGGACGUCUCUGAGGCUUGACCUGUCUCAAAACUCUCUGGAGUCGCCCCCGGGCAUUGCAGCGCUGUUCUUGAUUCGCUUCGACAUCAAGAAAGGAUAUGUUAUUUCUUGGAAGGAAUCGCUCCCGGACUUGGAUAUCGAAAGCGCCGUCGAGUACAAAUCGCUCCCAUCCGGUCUACACAACGUCCAAGAAGAUCUCGUAUAUUUCGUCCAUGACCAGUAUGCCGGCAUAAGCGCGUUUAUCAACCAACCCGCCGCCGAAGCAGAACGCAAUGCCUUGAUGCUAUCAGUCGGUGUCUUGGUUCCUCUUAGCUUUGGAAGACUAGGAAAAAGCUGGAGACAUGCUAUAGGCCUCAAGGAGCUCGCAAAGUUGGUGAAGGAUACUCUCGUCAUUCUCAACGAGACUGACAAGACCUCUAGGAAAUGCGCCGACGACGUUACAAACACGCAAGCCUUGACUGAAUACUGGGAAAAGCAUCACGUCCGUGACGAUGAUGCCAAGCCAAGUGACUCGCCACCUGACUCACCUGCCGUGUUUCGUAUGCAACCGAAACCAAGUCGUCCAGAGCGAAGCUCCAUUGGCGAUGCUACCGGGUUAGAAACAACCAGGCCGGUCCUGGCUCCGUUUCACCCUGCAUUGUCACUCCCGGAAUUUGUAGGAACUUUUGGUCCACUCAUUUUUCCUCUUUUCAGGGCGUCUCUACUGCGCAAGAGAAUUUUGAUCAUGAGUGAAGCUCCAGUGCAACCUUCUUGUGACUUUGUAUAUGGUCUUUCUUUGCUUUCUUCAUUGCCACAAUCGUUAUUACCUCUUUUAAAUCCAGAUGGAACCCCGCCUCUAAGGCCGCGGCCUCUCUUUAACAUUGGAAUACACGACAUUCCUUUCCUUUCAGAUGCCUCAAACGCCUCCUCAGGCUGGAUUGCAUGCACGACGGACAAUGUCCUGGCUAUGAAGCCCGACUUGUUUGACGUUUUGGUACAGCUGCCACCAUCCUACUCCAAGACGGCAACCCCAAGGGUCUACCCCACAAUCUCUGUGGUGCAACAAUUCGCUGGACAGUCGAAGCCAGCGAAACUGGUACCUUUGAGGGCGACACAACGAGAUGCUCGCCGCUUUGUUAUUCUUUCAGACGGCCUCCGACGCUUGUCCAGUGCCGAAUCUCAAACAUUGGAAAAUGCCCACGAGGAUUUAGAUUCCGCGUCCACUUUUUCUUCAUCCCCCAUCAUCGAACCACUAUCAUGGCCGCGAUUAGCCUAUACCUCUUUUCUCUGGUGGGCUUCUGCCGGAGAAAAGCGCGAUGUCUUAUCCGAAGACGAGGGGGAACAAGACGAGCAGGACACAAAUUUCCUAGCAAACACUCACGCAGGUCAAUUAUCCCACCCUGGUCUACACCUAGACGAAAGCAAUCAACCACAGGAGAUAGCCUUGAUAGCUUACUUCCGACGUUUGACAACGCUCACCUUCACGAUACUGGCUGAUGCCGUUGCACGACAAGACGAGGCCGAUGAGAGCGACGAGAUACCCGCAGAGUACCGUGACGAGCCCCCAGACGAGGCCGAGGAGGACGAAACGAUAGACACAGGACCAGUAUCUUCACACGAAACCGACGAGGAUCCCCUCCUCCCCGAUGAAGCGAUCGAAAGCGAGCACAGCCGAAAAGAAAGCCAUGAUCCAGGGCGUGUGCUGAUUACCUCCCCAGACAUGACUGAAAUGGGCCUGGAUGUAUGGAGCGGCGCAGAUAGGAUAUUCCUUGAAGAAUUGCUUCAAUCCUGGUGGGGUCGGACGGCGUAUGUUGAUAGUACACGAAUCCGAUGUUGCGGAAUCCCGAUCUAUUGA
Molecule: messenger RNA, 1854 nt
Organism: Talaromyces rugulosus
Lineage: Eukaryota; Fungi; Ascomycota; Eurotiomycetes; Eurotiales; Trichocomaceae
Exons: 5
Coding region: 1-1854 (617 amino acids)
Cellular component (GO): lipid droplet
Source: RefSeq, a predicted model, not a curated record